AUGCUUUCGGUCAAUAAAUCCCAAUUGCCGGAUAUUUCCUCACUUUCGAUCUCCUCGAUGUCGGAUUAUCACAACUUCGACUUCCCGGGAAAAGAUGCACAGCGUGAAGCUGUGCUAGACUUGAUCGAUCAGCAAGGGUUCAUUCCAGACGACGUGGUCGAGCACGAGGUCGAGUGGCUCUACGACGCGCUGGGGAUCGACGAUCUGUUCUUCUCAAAAGAAUCUCCAGAAAUGAUCGCCAACAUCAUCCACACACUGUAUGCGGCAAAAAUAGAAUCAUUUGCGCGAAUCAACAUUGCUGGAGACACCUCUGACGAAUCUGCGACGCCGCUUGCUGCUGCUGAAGCUGCCGUUGCGGCCGCUGCCGUGACAGAGGCCAAGCCAACGGGAUUUUCCGUCAAGACGCAAGUCGUCACAGAUGGCCAUUCGGUUUUUAUGGAGACUGGCCAUGAGCUAGACGAGCAAAUCGAUUCCAUGCUUCUCGACAGCCCUGACCAUCGUUAUCGACUAAUAUCGUAUACGGCCGAAAACGCUUUGAAGCUUACAUUUGUUUAUCGCACAGCAUUUGCGCAAGGUUCCCCUGCAUAUCCCACGUUGACUUCGGAACAGUUGUCGAAUGGUGAUAUCGACAGCAUCAGCGAUGUGACCAUGUCGCAAGUGACCUCCAACGAAAACAAGAGACUGUACGGACUGAUUAUGGAUCAAAUGCGCCAGCGAGAAGGUCCCAUCAUCAAGACAAUGCACUCCGUAGCAGACCAAGAUGAAGUGCGUAUCGUCAUAGGAUUUAAGCGCGGAACUACCAAGAGCUACUACACUGCACUUUCGUCGCUAUUACAAUACUAUGACCUCAAACCGUCAAAAAUCUACUUGGAAACAUUCGCCAACGAUGUCAUGAUCUACUCGUUGUACUUGAAGCAAUCUCAGCAGACAGAGAAGGUUUUAAAUAGCUUACCAAUGUCGAUUUUACAAAUCGAAAGAGAGGCUUCCUUACUUUACGCCAUCCCAAGCAACUUCUUCCAAGAUCUGUACCAGCAAAAGAGUUUCUCCCCACAAGAAGCUAUAUAUGCUCAUAUUGGUUCCAUCUUCAUCAACAAUUUCAUCAACAGAUUGGGUGAAGAGUAUCAAGAUUUGAUUGGCCAAGUGAACACUUCGUUUUCAUCAAACAAUAACUCAAUGCUAGAAGUUUUGGCUAGUCUCAAGAAGAAAUUGAGAAACGAAACCUAUACGCAGCAAAUGAUUAUCGAAGUCUUGCACAAGUAUAAGGAUAUUGUUUCAAAACUCUACAAAAACUUCGCCCAAGUUCACUAUGUCUCUUCCAUGUCAACGAAGUUUGGCAAGACUCUCUCAUACCAACGAUUGUCCAAGCUAGAGCCUUUUGAGGACGAUAAUGAAUUUGAACAAUACGUUAACAAAUUCAUUCCAAAUGAUUCUCCAGAUAUGCUGAUUCUUCAAACUCUUGCUACUUUCAACAAGGCGAUUUUAAAAACAAAUUUCUUCAUGACCAGGAAAGUCGCGAUUUCUUUCAGGCUGGAUCCUGCUUUGAUUAUGCCUAAAGUAGAGUUCCCAGAAACUCCUUUUGGAAUUUUCUUUGUUGUUGGAAAUACAUUCAAGGCUUUUCAUAUCCGUUUCCGCGACAUUGCUAGAGGUGGUAUUCGUAUCGUUUGUUCCAAGACUCAAGACAUUUAUGAAGUCAAUUCAAGAAUGGCUAUUGAUGAAAAUUAUCAGCUGGCUUCCACUCAGCAGAGAAAAAACAAAGACAUCCCCGAGGGAGGAUCAAAAGGUGUUAUCUUGUUGAAUCCUACUUUGACCACUCAACAGCAAACUUUUGUGGCCUUUUCUCAGUACGUCGAUGCCAUUAUUGAUAUCCUUAUUCAAGAUCCUUUGAAGGAGAAGUAUGUCGAUCUUUUGAAACAAGAAGAAAUUCUAUUUUUUGGUCCUGACGAGGGUACGGCCGGUUUCGUUAAUUGGGCGACAUCGCAUGCUAAAAGUAGGGGAUGUCCUUGGUGGAAAUCAUUUUUAACUGGAAAGUCACCAACUAUGGGAGGUAUUCCACAUGACGUAUAUGGAAUGACUUCCUUGAGUGUCCGCGCUUUCGUUAACGCUCUAUAUGAGACUCUAGGGCUGCAGGAGACGACGAUAAACAAAUUCCAAACUGGCGGACCUGAUGGCGAUUUAGGUUCAAACGAGAUUUUGCUGUCGUCAGUCAAUGAACGAUACAUUGGGCUUGUUGAUGGUUCUGGUGUGCUGUGCGAUCCAAAAGGUCUCGACCAAGAUGAACUCAGACGUUUAGCGGUAGAAAGGAAAAUGAGUUCGUUUUAUAACAAAUCAAAAUUGAGCAAUGAAGGGUUUUUUGUAUCCGUCGAUGAAAUCGAAGUUCAGCUGCCCAAUGGAGUAACAGUAGCGAACGGUACAACUUUCAGGAAUAAGUUCCAUCUCGAAAUAUUCAAGUUUGUUGAUAAGGUCGACUUAUUUGUGCCUUGCGGCGGCAGACCAAAUUCCAUCGAUAUCAACGUUUUAAAAUAUUUUGUUGAUGAAAAGACCAAUAAAUGCAAGAUUCCAUACAUUGUGGAAGGUGCAAAUUUGUUCAUCACACAGCCAGCCAAGAUUGCUUUGGAGAAUCUGGGUUGCGUUUUGUUCAAGGACGCCUCAACCAACAAAGGUGGUGUGACAUCGUCAUCUAUGGAAGUACUCGCCUCGUUGGCCUUGAAUGACCACGAUUUUAUUCAUGAAUUUGUCGCUAAAGAAUCGAACAAGACCACUGCCCUCUAUGAUAAUUAUGUGCAAAUCAUUCAAGACCGCGUUGUUAAAAAUGCCCGCGCUGAGUUUGCGCAACUGUGGCAAUUGAAUCAGGCUACAGGAACUCCUAUUUCGGAGUUAUCUAAUGUGCUCUCACAAACCAUCAACAAGCUUAACGAUGAGCUGAUUAUUUCUAACGAAUUAUGGGCUAACGACUUGGAGCUUCGCAAUUAUUUACUAUUAAAGAAAAUCAUUCCUAAGUUGUUAAUUGAUGUGGCAGGCCCAAGUAAUAUUCUGGAAAACAUUCCCGAGUCUUACCUGAAGGCUUUGUUAUCCAGCUAUCUGUCCAGUACUUAUGUUUACACUUAUGGGAUUGAUGUGAACAUUGGCAAGUUUUUGGAAUAUGUAGGCGAGUUAAAAAGGGAAGCUAAGGGCUUCAAUUAA
Messenger RNA from Lachancea nothofagi CBS 11611, 3180 nucleotides. The record is from the annotation of a GenBank genome assembly. Lineage: Eukaryota; Fungi; Ascomycota; Saccharomycetes; Saccharomycetales; Saccharomycetaceae.